This is a messenger RNA of Brassica napus (rape), 936 nucleotides long. RefSeq lists its product as uncharacterized. The transcript has a single exon. Gene Ontology annotation, molecular function: nucleic acid binding; RNA-DNA hybrid ribonuclease activity. The record is from RefSeq and is a predicted model, not a curated record. Lineage: Eukaryota; Viridiplantae; Streptophyta; Magnoliopsida; Brassicales; Brassicaceae. Bases 1 to 936 code for a protein of 311 amino acids.
AUGGAAAAAACUUAUCUGGUCUCAACAUCUCCCCCGAAGCUGAAGUUCUUCCUCUGGAAGAUAGGAUCCAACGCGCUACCGUCUGGUGAGAAUUUGCCCAAAAUAGGGAUGCUUCAAAACACCACUUGCAGCCAUUGUGGUGAAUCAGAGAGUAUGGAUCACAUCCUCUUUCACUGCCAAUACACAAGUGAGGUCUGGAGCUAUGGACCGUGGAAUCAACCCAUUGACACAACAGCUACUACAUUGUUCUUCGAAAAGCUUGAGAACUCCUGGAACCUAGCUCCCCUCCCACCUUAUGGAUUCACUGGCAACGCCUUGCCGUGGAUAUGCUGGGCAAUCUGGACCUUCAGAAAUCAACGGAUCUUUGAGAAUAGAACUCAAACGCCAAAGGAAACAACUCUAAAAGCUAUCCAGGCCCUCAAAGAAUGGGAGAUCGCGCAACCCCCGCGUCUUAAAAGCCCAAAAUCAGCGACGAUUCACCAGCACCAAGAUCCGCCGGCUCUCGAUCCCUCUGAAAUCUUCUGCAAUAUCGAUGCCUCCUGGAACCACACCUCGAAAGAAGCAAGGCUAGCUUUGAUCUUCACAAACGGAUCAGCAACAGAAGUAUCUCGCAGGUCGAUUAAGCAAACGGCAGUUUCAUCGCCAUGCAUGGGCGAAGCUCUGGCAAUCAGAGAAGCUCUACUCCAAGCAGCCACCAAUCACUACUCCAACAUCUAUAUUCGAACAGACUCUCAAGUACUUUCACAAGCAAUCAACUCUCGGCGAAAGACGACGGAUCUCUACGGGGUUCUUUCAGAUAUCGACGAGUUCGCCUUCUCCUCUUCCUUUCCCUUUAUGCAUUGUCGUUUUACUUACAUUUCUAGAGCCAAAAACGGGCCGGCUGAUGGGCUUGCCAAGGCCUGUCUUGUAGUCCAGCCCGUUUUAAACCCAAACUAA